AUGGAGUUAAGCUUCAUUCAAAGCAACCUCAACCAUUGCUGUGCAGCACAAGACCUGAUCUCGCAAUACAUGGUUGAGGAAAAAAUUGAUAUAGCGCUCUUAAGCGACCCUUACAUAGUGGCUAUCGACUCAAACGUCUGGCUCAAGGGCACAGGACAAUGCAGGGCAGCCAUCUACGUUGCGAGUAACGGCGUGACAAUAGGCAAUGUACUGCGUGCCACGGAGUUCGUCUCUGCAAGGCUUAAUGGUGUGCAAGUAUAUUGCUGCUACGCGUCACCCAACCAGACGUUGCAAGAAUUUGGUGACAUGCUCUACCAGCUGGGGGACAGCAUAAGGGCUACCCAACGAGAUGCACCCGUCCUCAUUACAUGGGACUUCAAUGCCAGAUCCGCUGCUUGGGGCGAUUGGGUGAACAACAAGAGAGGCGAUGAGCUUGGAUCACUGUUUGAGUCCCUCAACCUUGUCAUCCUGAAUGAAUGCUCCACACCCACCUUCGCCAGAGGCGCUGGGUCGAUCGUCGACGUCUCGGCAGCAACGGAAUCCUUGGCAUGUCGUGCUCGCAAUUGGAGGGUAUUGGAUUCAGUUUUCAAUUACAGCGACCACCAUUAUAUCCGCUUCUCCCUAACUCACAAUCAAACCGUUGACUCAGCGAACACCGAUCCUGCCACUCCCCCUGUCUUCCGUGGCUGGGAUACUUCUGGUGGUAUCGAUAGGGACACACUCCACACCGGCCUGCUGCUCGCUGAACGGCUCGAUCAAGGAAACAACUACGAAGAGCAAGCCCCCGAGCUAAGAUCAGUAUCCUUGCGGUCAAGGAUCACGGCUGCAUGCAAUUUUGUCCUACCCGCCAGGCGAACCCCUAAAUAG
Molecule: messenger RNA, 867 nt
Organism: Metopolophium dirhodum (rose-grain aphid)
Lineage: Eukaryota; Metazoa; Arthropoda; Insecta; Hemiptera; Aphididae
Exons: 1
Coding region: 1-867 (288 amino acids)
Molecular function (GO): catalytic activity
Source: RefSeq, a predicted model, not a curated record